GACACGGGCCGCCGCUACGGGCUGCUCAACGGCGACCUGAACCCCAUCCACCUCUACCCCGCCACCUCGCGACUGUUCGGCUUCAAGCGGCCCAUCGCGCACGCGCUGUUCCUGACGGGCGCCGCGGAGGCCGCACUGCGCAAUGCGGGCCUGCAGCUGCGCUACCCCUGCGUCCUCUCCGCCGACUUCAAGCGCCCCACGCUGCUACCCGCCACCCUGCACUGCGCCUGGAUCACACCCGCCGCCACCCCCGCACCGGGAGAGGGGGCAGCCGCGGGGGGUGCUGCGGGCUUCGACCCCGCCGCUGCUCUGGCCUCCCCCGAGGGCGCUGGCUUCGUGGUUCUUACGGAGGACCGGUGCAAGGAGGUGCUGGUGGGGGCGGUGAGCUGCCACGCAGACAGGGUGAAGGCGGAGAUGGGGGGCGGCGGCGGCAGCAGCGAGUGAUGGAGAGAAGAGGAGGGAAGGGAGAAGUUGGGGGCUGACUGCGUUCCAGAGCUGGCAGCAGGUGUGCUGAGUGGGGCGGGUGUGCGUGGGCCUUGGCGGAGUGAGGUAGAUGUACGGCGGAGGUGGAGGCGGGUAGCAGGCUGCUGGUUGGUGAUGAGUAGGGAGUAGGUAGGACGGGUGGGAGGGAUGCGGCUAGACGUGGUUGCAAGGGUUGAAUUGAAGGGCUAUUCCUGGCUGGAUGGCUUACUGCAUGGAGUAGACGUGUGCUGGAGUUGGCUUGCUGCUCUUGUUGUUUGGAGAUUGUUGUGGAUUGCUGGCUGGGAAACGUUGUCCCAGUUGUUGUUUGUGCUGUUGGGAGAAUGAAGGAAAACGGGUGUACGUACAGAGCCUUCAUUGCUAGUUAGGGUUAUCGUCGUUGGGGCAAGUUGAUGCAAGUGCGUUGUGUUUGCUGCGCUGGUUUGUUGACUUGUUGGCGCCCUUCAGUGUGUCAUCAGUGUCUCACGAAGUGUCUCACAAAGGGAACAAGCUGCCUCCUGCCAGAGAGGUGCCAUGUGGGCCCGGUGCCUGAACAGGAGAUGCACGACACGUGUACGGCGCUUGCUGGAGGCAGACGGACGGACCAAGGUGUCCGCAACGGGGUGGCUCCUCCUCUUAUGUUGCAAGCGCAUCAUCAUCGUCAUUAUCAUCAUCAUCAUCAUCACGGCAGGGCGAUGUACUUCCUUUGGGUGUUAAGCAUGGGAUGGUCCUCAGUUAGUUUGUGGUCAAACGGUUGUCGUUCCCGCUGUUGUUCUCGUUGUACAACCGUUGUUGCGGUUGAAGAUUAGGGCCUUUAAUUGUUUACGGAUGCGGGGCAGUUAGGUUGUUGGUACUGCCGCCUUUGUACAGUUGCAGGUUGUACAGCAUACGGUCUCCUUAUGACGACCAGAUGAUGUGUCAGAAGAGCUGGAAAGAUGGAUGACAAUUGCACAUCCUUUGUGUGUUGGCAGGUUGCGAGGUUGCGAGGCCUACACGACUGGUGUCCGAAGGGGGAGGACUAGCAUUGCAAUGUCCCAACAAGGGGCUACGGGACGUCGUCUAUCUGGUUGGCAUGUCUUCUUCUUAGCUGUUGUGACGAGGGUUGUCAAGUACACGUGUUAGAGGCCAGGUUGCAAUAGGAUCAGCGCAGGCGGGCCACGUGUAAGCACCGUCGUUGUU
Messenger RNA from Astrephomene gubernaculifera, 1638 nucleotides. Lineage: Eukaryota; Viridiplantae; Chlorophyta; Chlorophyceae; Chlamydomonadales; Astrephomenaceae. The record is from the annotation of a GenBank genome assembly.